This is a messenger RNA of Aplosporella prunicola CBS 121167, 906 nucleotides long. RefSeq lists its product as uncharacterized. The transcript has a single exon. The record is from RefSeq and is a predicted model, not a curated record. Bases 285 to 773 code for a protein of 162 amino acids. Lineage: Eukaryota; Fungi; Ascomycota; Dothideomycetes; Botryosphaeriales; Aplosporellaceae.
GGAAGGCGGUUUUUCCUUGCGUUUGGCUGCCAGAAGCGGGAGCGCAAUGCAUGUAGAGUGGCGUCAUGCGUACCUUAGUCGCCCCUCAAUAAGCCGCCCCACGUUUGAGAAGGUGAACGCAGGAACAGGUGUUGACUUGUGAUCAGGCCCGUUCUGGCUGGGAUGGCCGUUUAAACCUACGGGGCGUUCAGACCAGGCCGCCGGAUUUGACGUUGGAGAGCCGUACGACGAUGAUCAAACGGCAGAGAAGAUAACCUUGUACACGGAGUACAGUUUGCGUGCAUAUGCUAACUGUCGAAUGCGCUUCCGUUUCGUCAGAGCAGGCGAAUCGGAAACACGGUGCAGACUUGCAGACAAGUUACAACCAACCGUGUGACGUUACUCUAUCCGACGACUUUUUUAGCAGAGUGCACGACGGGCAGCCGUGUCAGCGAUCGUUGAACCGCUGCUCCCCCUCGAUCGGCUGUCUGACGCGGCCUGCAGCUGGGGCGGGGGUCAGUUCUCUAUCUUUGCCGAGUCGAUUGGCCCGUCAUGGAGGCAUUUUUUCGGGGGGGGUGGUUUGCAGAGCGUGGGUAAGAGAGUUUACGAGUGGCUUCUGGUCGAGGAAGGGAAGAAGUCUAUGUAGGCGUCAUUGCGGCGAAGGAUCCCGCAAGGGGCUAGCAGCGUCGUCGCUCAAACGCUCCCGCAGCGAGCGAGUGCAAUGCGCAGCUGUGGCAUGGUCUGAAAAAGGCAUCGAGGCUCAGCUUGAAUGGGCCAGGGAUGGGAUGCCAUAGUGGCAUAGCGCUGGCUGUGCGGGCCAGACCAACCACCACGCUGCCACAAUCCUUCAGAAUCUCCUCCUCAUGAGAAGCAAUUUCCAGCAAAGCGCCAGGCGGCCACUGCCGGAAGCGUCCAAGACCCAAGUCC